AUCAAAUCAAGAAGAAAUGUCACACAACAGAGAGAGAUUUUGUACAUUUCAAUGUUUUUGAAAAUCUUAAUUCUAUAAAAUUUAUGUAAAAAAUUAAGUUUGUAUUAAAAUAUACUUGUUGUUUGUAUGGAGAAUAAUGGAUAGUGUGUCGUGCGGUUGUGAUGUUUAAGCGUAAUGGGAAAAUUCAGCACUUACAGGUAUUUAGAGUUGAAAGAUGAGACCGCCGCGCCUCCGCCACAGACCAGCUCAAGGAGAGUUAUAACGCAGCCACGACGGCUGAAGAAAGUAUUCUUCCUUCUAUUGGUAGUGGUGCUGGUAGUUACUUAUUUAACGGGUCUGUUCGCGGGGCAGUCGCAAUGGCUGGACGGCAUCGCGAAGACUCUUGGGUACCAGAGCGUCCACCAUUAUGCUGUGAUCAUAGACGCCGGGUCCUCAGGGUCGAGGGUUCUGGCGUACAGAUUCAGGGUGCCGUUCACAGUAUUUGGCGAUAAAGACAUAGACUUAGCUGAAGAGUAUUUCGAGCAGUUAAAGCCUGGCUUGUCGUCUUUUGCCGAUGAACCUGCAAAGGGUGCAGCCACAAUUGUGAAGCUGAUAGAGUCAGCUCAGUUCCUAAUACCGGAGGAGAAGCGACGCGACACUCCUCUAUUAGUUCGAGCCACUGCGGGCCUUCGGUUGCUGCCCAAAGAGAAGGCACAGCAGCUGUUAGAUGAAGUUAGGGACGCUAUUUGUAGGGAAGAUCGUGUUUUAUGUCGUUCUUUGGAGGAGGCUUCCCUCCUUUUUCUGGAGGAGAAACGACGCGAGACGCCACUCUUAGUUCGAGCCAUUGCUGGCCUUCGGUUGCUGCCCAAAGAAAAGGCACAGCAGCUGUUAGAUGAAGUUAGAGACGCUAUUUGUAGAUUAGGCUUCGAUAAGGUGAAUAAUGAUAGCGUGCAGAUUAUGGACGGCUCAGACGAAGGAAUCUUCAUUUGGUACACUUUGAAUCUCUUACAUGACUCAAUGGGCGGGUCGACGAUGGCGGCGCUCGACCUCGGCGGGGGCUCCACACAAAUAACGUACGCGCUGCCCGAGCACGAGCGCGCCCGCUACCCCGCGCGCGACCAGCACGCCGUGGCCGCGGGAAGCGCUAACAUCUCGCUCUACACGCACAGCUACCUAAACCUAGGCUUGCUAGCGGCUAGAUACGGCAUCUUCCGACUAGAGCACAGCAGUCGGGGUGGCGCUGACAAUACCACAGAGUUCACCUCCGUGUGUGUAGACCCUAUCGUACAGAAGGAGAAGUGGACUUACGCCAAUAAGCAGUAUUUUGUUAGCGGCGCUUCCCGCCAAGGCCUCAAACGGGACGCUGUAUACAACCGCUGCCACGCGCUAGUCAGCCGCUACGUCAAGAACACGCUCGACUGGGAGCCGACGCAGCCGCCGCGAGGCAGCAUCGCAGCCAUGAGCUACUUCUACGACGUGGCCGCGGACAUUGGCAUGAUCGGUGAGUGUAUACACGCGCAGUAUACACCGCGUGCAGUAUACACCGCGUGCAGUAUACACCGCGUGCAGUAUACACCGCGUGCAGUAUACACAGCGUGCAGUAUACACAGCGUGCAGUAUACACCGCGUGUGUAUAGUGAGACGUCACGCAGCCGCUAUCAAGAACACGCUCGACUGGGAGCCGACGCAGCCAUGAGCUACUUCUACGACGUGGCCGCGGACAUCGGCAUGAUCGUGAGACGUCACGCAGCCGCUACCAAGAACACGCUCGACUGGGAGCCGACGCAGCCGCCGCGAGGCAGCAUCGCCGCCAUGAGCUACUUCUACGACGUGGCCGCGGACAUCGGCAUGAUCGUAUACACCGCGUGCAGUAUACACCGCGUGUGUAUAGUGAGACGUCACGCAGCCGCUACCAAGAACACGCUCGACUGGGAGCCGACGCAGCCGCCGCGAGGCAGCAUCGCCGCCAUGAGCUACUUCUACGACGUGGCCGCGGACAUCGGCAUGAUCGAUGUGAUGAAAGGCGGCACCGUAUCAGUAUCUCAGUACCGGUCGCACGCGGCGCGAGCUUGUUCUGGUUCUAACGUGGAGCAGCCGUGGGCGUGCAUAGACUUGGUCUACGUGGUCACCUUGCUGCAAGACGCGUAUAAGAUCGGCGAUAAUGAGCCCAUAUCAGUGAGUACCUAUACAGCCUCUAUACAGCUUAUAUAG
Ostrinia nubilalis (European corn borer) is the source of this 2190-nucleotide messenger RNA. RefSeq lists its product as uncharacterized. NCBI's taxonomy places the organism in Eukaryota, Metazoa, Arthropoda, Insecta, Lepidoptera, Crambidae. Gene Ontology annotation, molecular function: hydrolase activity. The transcript is spliced from 13 exons. The record is from RefSeq and is a predicted model, not a curated record. The coding region runs from base 175 to 2190 and encodes 671 amino acids.